AUGCAAGCGUGUAAGCAUGACGCGCCGCUAUGCGAUGCUACGAAUUUAUGUUCUCCGUGUGGCCCCUCGUGCUUUGUGUGUAACGGGGGCCAGGCAUUGACGGCCCAAUCCUCCAGCGCUGCACCCACCCCCGCACCGCCGCCACCGCCGCCACUCGGUCAGUUCCGUUUCGACGCGGAGUGUCGCGUACCGCUACCGUCGGCCGAAGUGCGCGUAGAUAAGUACGGUGACCUCGUCCACGAUCCGACGCAGAACUUGCACGACGUUCUCUAUGAUGGCAAGCUGUCGGCCGCUAUUGUGUUCAUGUACAACCCUGUCGCGACGGACGGACAACUCUGUCUCCAGUCGGCGCCUAAGGGCAAUGUGUCUUACUUCGUGCACACGCCACACGCCCUGAUGCUGCAGGAGGUGAAGGCAGUGGUGACGCACUCGAUCCACAGCGCGCUGAAUUCGAUCGGCGGCGUCCAGGUUCUUUUCCCGCUGUUCUCGCAACUGGACCUGCCGCACGACGCGCCCACUUCGGACCCCAAACGGGACCCCAUGCUGUGCUCCAAGCUGCUGGGCUUCGUCUGCUCGCUGGUGGAGUCUUGCAGCACGGUGCAGCAGCACAUGCUGCAGUGUCGCGGUUUCCUCGUGGUCUCGCACAUGCUGCAGCGGUGCGGUCGCGAGCACCUCACCCCCGACACGCUCGCCUCCUUCCUGCACCUCACCAAGCACCUGGUCACCUGCUGCUCGCCAAACUCGGAUCUCUUACUUAAGCAGCUGCUCGACCACAUCCUCUUCAACCCCGCGCUGUGGAUCCACACGCCGGCCGCGGUGCAGGCGCGCCUCUACUGCUACCUGGCCACCGAUUUCCUGGCGGACGCCCACAUCUACGGCAGCGUGCGCAGGGUCAGCACAGUGCUGCAGACCGUGCACACCCUGAAAUACUACUACUGGGUGGUCAACCCGAGGGCUAAGAGCGGCAUCACGCCCAAAGGGAUGGAGGGCCCCCGGCCGGCACACAAGGACAUCCUCACGAUCCGCGCAUACAUCCUGCUGUUCCUGAAACAGCUCAUCAUGAUCGGGAACGGGGUCAAGGAGGACGAAUUGCAGUCGAUCCUCAACUAUCUGACCACAAUACACGAGGAUGAGAAUCUUCACGACGUGCUGCAGAUGCUCAUCUCCUUGAUGUCGGAGCACCCCAGCUCGAUGGUUCCGGCCUUCGACGCGAAGGGGGGAGUGAGGACCAUCUUCAAACUGCUGGCUUCAGAGAGCCAGAUGAUCAGACUCCAAGCGUUGAAACUCCUCGGCUUCUUCCUGAGCAGAAGCACACACAAGCGCAAGUACGACGUGAUGUCGCCGCACAACCUGUACACUCUGCUCGCCACGCGGCUCUGCUCGCUGGGCGAGACGCUCUCGCUGCCCGUCUACAACGCGCUCUACGAGCUGCUCACGGAGCACGUGGGCCAGCAGAUCCUCUACACCAACCACCCGGAGCCGCAGCCGCACUUCCGCCUCGAGAACCCCAUGAUACUGAAAGUGGUGGCGACACUGAUCCGGCAGUCGAAGCAGACGGAGCAGCUGCUGGAGGUGAAGAAGUUGUUCCUCUCGGACAUGACGCUGCUGUGCAGCAACAACCGCGAGAACAGGCGCACGGUGCUGCAGAUGUCCGUGUGGCAGGAGUGGCUGGUGGCGAUGGCCUACAUCCACCCGAAGAGCGCGGAGGAGCAGAAGAUCUCGGACAUGGUCUACUCGCUGUUCCGCAUGCUGCUGCACCACGCGAUCAAGCACGAGUACGGCGGCUGGCGGGUGUGGGUGGACACCCUGGCGAUUGUCCACUCCAAGGUGUCGUACGAGGAGUUCAAGCUGCAGUUCGCGCAAAUGUACGAGCACUACGAGCAGCGGAGGGCGGACAACAUCACGGACCCGGCCGAGAGGCAGCAGCGGCCCAUCUCCACCAUUUCGGGCUGGGAGCGGGCCGGCGCCCCUCAGGCGCGGCAGGGCCAGGGCCCUUCCCCGGCGGGGCGGCUGCACCACGCGGCGCAGACCGAGAUCGGCGACGGGCCCAGUCUGCGGCAGCUCGACUGCGACUGCGCCCCAGACCCGCGGGGGGACGCUGGGACCCUGCUCUACAGCGAGGUGUGCAGAGUGCACAGCGCGGCUGAACAGGCCCCCGAUGCGGCGGAAGGCGAGCACGCAGUGGACGACGCGCCCAACGACGAUUUGCACAUCGUCCAGGAUAGACUUCUGGACGGCUCCGAAUUGGAUGUGGCGGUCGAAGUGGAGAGCGAGAGGCCGCUGAGCCGGCAGGGCAGCCUCGAUUACAUCCCCGUGAGGGACGUCGGCGAUUCGCUCGUCAAGGACGACAACACGGAUAAGAGCGAGGGCAUACCGUCGAGCCUGUCCGUCAGCGAGACGGCCAGCCCGGAAAAGGUUUCGGACAUGAAUGUCAUUAACGAACGGGAGUCGGAACUGUCCGACCCGUCCGAGCUGUACUUGACGCCGAGCGAGGCGACUAGCCCCAAGAAGGACAAGACCGAAAUCGAGAGUCCAGACGAGACGAUAAGCGAGGACCCGAAGCACAUCGCCAUCAACAUAGUGAACGACGUCCUAUCCGUCGCUCUGGAGACGGUGCGGUCGAAAGCGGACGACGACACGGACUCCGGGGCCAUUUCGGGGGGGCAGCACUCGGAGGGCAACACGCCCAACGGCAGGGACGAUUUCGAGCACGACAUCGAGGAGAUGAUCGGCCGGAAGCAGGCCGUGGAGACCAUCGCCGGCGAGCUGGUCAUGGAACUGAUCGCGAGCGUCGUCGCGAAGAGCGAGCGAGAGGAAGCCAACGCGAUGGCUGCACCCUCGGAGCACGAGGUCGAGGGCAACGCUCUACCUCUGGACGGAGAGUUCGCCGUCGCCAGCGAGGAGCCGGACUUGGAGACGUUCAAGGCCAAAGUCACAGAGGAGAGCGCGAAGAAGGAAACGGAAACGGAGACGGAGGAGCACGACGUGCCGCAGAUCCCGCCGAUCUCGACGAUAAGCGAGAACAUCUCGCUCGCGAACAAGAAGGAGCAGGCGGACGCGGAAGAGAGAGGGCGUGAGAGCGAGAGGGAGAAGAGACGCGUCAGCUUGCCGGGCGACGACGAGAUGAAGCAGGACGGCAGAGGGGAGAUGGCCUCGCAGGGGACGAACACGUCCGCCUCGCCCAAACGGCCUCGUAGCGCCUCUACGAGCACGCAGGUCGAUUCUAAUCAUUUCGCAGAGAGCAAGAGGCCCACGAAGUGCAACCGGCCGAUGUUCUCCCCUGGGCCCACGAGGCCGCCCUUCCGCAUCCCGGAGUUCCGCUGGUCCUACAUCCACCAGCGCCUCCUCUCCGACGUGCUCUUCUCGCUCGAAACGGACAUACAGGUGUGGCGCAGCCACUCCACCAAGUCGGUGAUAGACUUCGUGAACAGCAGCGAGAACUCCAUCUUCGUGGUGAACACGGUGCACCUCAUCAGCCAGCUGGCGGACAACCUCAUCAUCGCCUGCGGCGGCCUGCUGCCGCUGCUGGCCUCGGCCACCUCGCCCAAUAACGAGCUGGACGUGAUCGAGCCGACGCAGGGCAUGCCGGUGGAGGUGGCGGUGACCUUCCUGCAGCGGCUGGUCAGCAUGGCGGACGUGCUCAUCUUCGCCAGCGCCCUCAACUUCGCCGAGCUGGAGGCCGAGAAGAACAUGUCCAGCGGCGGGAUACUGAGGCAGUGCCUGAGGCUGGUUUGCACGUGCGCGGUCCGAAACUGCCUCGAGUGCAAAGAGAGGCAGCGUUGCGCCGCCGCCAGGGCUGCUAGGGCCCCAGACUCUCCGGCUUCCAAGAGCGUGGUCGCUAGCUUGGCCGAUGCUUCGAGCCCAGUGAAGGACCCCGAACGUUUGCUCCAAGACAUGGACGUUAACAGGCUCCGAGCAGUGAUAUACAGAGAUGUGGAGGAGACGAAACAGGCCCAGUUCCUAUCGCUGGCGAUCGUCUACUUCAUCUCGGUGCUGAUGGUCUCCAAGUACCGUGACAUUCUGGAGCCCCCGCCGCACGCGCGGCCCGAUUGCGCCACCAGACGCACCCACCACCACGACCACCACGAACACAAUGGAGACGACGUCGAAUACGCUAUGAUUGUCGUAGAUGAGAACAAUUCGGCUAUGAACGAGUUGGACUCUCCGUCGAUGAAGGAGGUUGAUACGGGUGGGGGUGUGGCGAAAAUCGAAACCACCACCGACGAAGCGCGGCCGAAGUCGGGCGGGGGGGCGACGCCGCGCGGGGGGGAGGUCUCCCCCUCCUCCGAGAGGGAGGAACCGCUCUACAAGUCCAGCCUCCGCGCGAACGCUCGGCCCAAAGCGAAGAGCGUAGAUUCGAUUGAAGACGCCGGCUCGUUCCACCUCAACUCAACGGAGACCACGAACAACGACCCAGAGACCUCAAGCGAAAUCGCCAUGGACGAUAACAAACACCCCGUGAGCAACGACGAAUCGUGGACCGACGUGAACCUCAACGAGGAUGGCGAAAGGGGUCCAGCUACCAUCACCGGCCGUACCAGGGAUCACGAAGGGAACCUUCACGAAGACAUCGAUAAGCAAAUCCACAUGCGGAACAGCGAGCAUCAUCAUUUGCAGCAGAGGCAUCAGAACAGGAACCUCCAGGUUGCCCAGAGGCAUCUACAUCCCGACAACGAGACCCUGGCGGGUCUGAGCGCGAUGGGGUCCGUGGGGGGCGUGGGGGGCGCGGGGGGCGCGGGGGGCGAUGGGGCCUCCCGCGAGGCGUCUCUCACCCACAAGCUGGAGACGGCGCUGGGGCCCGUGUGCCCCCUGCUGCGCGAGAUCAUGCUCGACUUCGCACCCUUCCUCUCCAAGACCCUGGUGGGCAGCCACGGCCAGGAGCUGCUCAUGGAAGGGCUGCAGACGUUCAAGAGCUCCACGUCCGUGGUGGAGCUGGUGAUGCUGCUCUGCUCCCAGGAGUGGCAGAACUCGCUGCAGAAGCACGCGGGGCUGGCGUUCAUCGAGCUGAUCAACGAGGGGCGGCUGCUCUCGCACGCGAUGAGGGACCACAUCGUGCGCGUCGCCAACGAGGCGGAGUUCAUCCUCAACAGGAUGAGGGCAGACGACGUGCUCAAGCACGCCGACUUUGAGUGCGUGUGCGCCAACACGAGCAGCGAGCGCUUGGAGGAGGAGCGCAGCUGUGAGCGGCUGAUCCUGGCCGCCCGGAGGCGCGACCAGGCGGCCGCGGCCAGGCUGCUCGACAAGCUGCGCCACGCCGCCCACGCCGCCCACGCCGCCCACGCCGCCCAUGCCAGCGUCCCCGGCGCGGAGGAGGGCGCCGCUGAGGGCUUCUGGAAGCUGGACUCGUGGGAGGACGACGCCCGCAGGAGGCGGCGGCUGGUGCCCGACCCCAGGGGCAGGCGCCGCGCGGCCACUAGCGCCGCCACGGAUGCGGCGCCGCCCAGCGACGCCAUCCUGCAGGCGACGGAGGAGCUGCACGCGCGCAUCGCGCAGGCGGCGGGCGGCGCGCAGCUGCCCCAGCCCGCGGCCGACCUGCUCGACGACGCGGACGCGCUGCUCGACGAGCGGGACGCCGACCAGGAGCUCGCCGGGCCGGUGAACAUCAGCACGAGGGCGAGGCUGGUGGCGCCGGGGCUGGUGGCUCCGGGCACCGUCUCCCUCACCUCCACGGAGCUCUACUUCGAGGUGGACGAGGAGGAUGCGGAGUUCAAGCAGAUCGACCCCGAGGUGAGUGUG
This is a messenger RNA of Iphiclides podalirius (scarce swallowtail), 5736 nucleotides long. The record is from the annotation of a GenBank genome assembly. Lineage: Eukaryota; Metazoa; Arthropoda; Insecta; Lepidoptera; Papilionidae.